This is a messenger RNA of Drosophila arizonae, 5176 nucleotides long. RefSeq lists its product as uncharacterized. NCBI's taxonomy places the organism in Eukaryota, Metazoa, Arthropoda, Insecta, Diptera, Drosophilidae. Gene Ontology annotation, biological process: regulation of transcription by RNA polymerase II. Gene Ontology annotation, cellular component: nucleus. The record is from RefSeq and is a predicted model, not a curated record.
AUGAGUCUCAUGCAUCAACUGUUCAGUUAGGGAUACAUCUAUCUAUAUAUAUUAUAUAUACAUAUGCACAUAUGUUAUUGACUAGCUAAUCAUGUCCAACAACAAUCAUCCGCACGGACAUUUGAGUCAGGCGGCACAGAAUCCCUCAUGGAAUCCCCUCCAAAUACCCUCGUAUAUACCGCGACAGCCCCAAUUGGCGCACAUGUCCAAUGAAAGAUCGCUGGUUCGCUCACCAUUGGCCUGGCAUGCGUCGUCCGCCCAACCGCCGCCGCCACCGCCCGAUGCCAUUUACAAUUUUAUGUCGGCCAAUCAUAAAAACCUGGAUCAUCAUCAUCAAAUGAAUCCGUUGCUGGCGCCGCCUUAUACUGGAACAUUGCCCUUUGACUCCAUGGAUUUGUCGCUGCAAUCAAGUCGCAGCGCUGCGCCCACGCUGAACAAAACUGGCCAACAACAACAACAACAACAGCAGCAGCAGCAGCAACAACAGCAGCAGCAGCAAUCACAACAGCAGCAACAACAAUCGCAUUUACAUGCACCGCCUAAUUAUCCAACGAUUCACAAUUUGACCACAAGCACGCCCGCAGGACAUCUGCCGGGCAUGCCUGCAUCGGCCUCGCCAGCUAGCUCUGCCAGUAAAUAUCUCAAUGCAAAUGGUUCGGGGCCGGGAGAUUGCGAGUCGCUGUUGCCGCCGCCGCCCAGUACCCCGCCCAACAAUAAUAAUCACAGCAGCAGCAGCGGUAGCGGCAACGGCAAUGGCAGCAAUGCGAACAACAACACCACCACAGGCAGCAGCAGUAGCAGUAGCAACAGUAGCAAUAACAACAACAAUGUGCCGCCGCCCCAUUACAUGCAAAAUCGUGAUGAGAACUUUAAGCUGACACAGUUGAAGAACAUGCAAAAGGGCAGCGAGUUAAGUGGAAAAGAUUGCAGCUACACAGGCAAGCUGGCUACGCACAACAUGCAACARCAGCAGCAGCAGCAACAUCACUCCAAGAAGCCCUCGCCGCUUCGCAAUUAUCAUCAGCAGCAGCAGCAACAGCAGCAGCAGCAGUCGCCCUAUAACAUGACGCCGCCGAAGUAUAACGGACCGCAAACUCCGCCUACGCCGCAGUCGCCGCUGGACUAUAAUCAAUUGCAUUUGCAUCAUCCGCUGCACGCAGGAAUUGGUAGUUAUGCGUCACAGCAGCAGCAGCAGCACAUGCCACAGGAACAGCAGCAGCAACAGCAACAUUUACAUUAUGCACCACCAGCAACACAUCAUAACCAGCAUCUGGCACCGCCACCACCACCGCCGCUGUCGCAUAUGACAAAUGCACAAUUUCAGCAGCGACAGCAACCGCCGAUGCAGCAGCAACAACAACAGCACCAGCCGGCAGCGACAACCCAACAAACGUCUCAAAUGCAUUCCCGCAAUACGCAAUUAACGAAUCUCGAUAUGCUGUCCAAGCAAAAGCCAGAGGAUCAACAUCAACAACAGCAGCAGCAGCAGGAAGAUUCACAGCCGAUCAUCACGGAUCUCUCUACAACAGCCUCGUAUCGCAGCAAUAAUCAACAAAUUGCCGAGGACAAACACUUGGUAGAGGCGCCCGAAUCACCCUACAUGACCACAUCCAAUGAGGAGUCGCUGGAGUCGAACAGCAACAGCAGCAAUAGUCGCAAGCGGCGCAAGCGCAAAGCCAGCCAGGUGAUGCGCCUGACGCCCAGUGAAAAUGUGAAAAGACAGCGUACCCCGAGCCCGCAUAGCAACAGUUGCAGUCCAAAGCACUCGCCCAAGAAUGGAGCCGAUGUGCAAGAGUUUCAGCCGUUCGGCCUUAAGGAUAAGCAACAGCACCAGCAGCAGCCGCAACAACACGAACUGCCGCAAGAAAAUGGACGGGUUUCAUCGCCGCCAACUGCUGCAGCAGCCGACAAUAGCAGCAAUAGCUCCACGAUCUACAACGAUACGGAUAAUCCCAAGACUAAGAAGCAGCGACAAGCGCUGCUCCAACGCAAUCUCACAGAGCAACAGCAUCAGCAGCAGCAUCGUCGCCAGGUUGACGAUGAGGAUCAGCAGGAGCAGCAGCAGCGCCAGUCUCCCGCCCCAAAGUCAGCCAGUGAAUCGCAAAUGCCACCACCCAGUCCGCAGAGCAAUAGCAGCAGCAGCAGCUCGAGCAGCUCCAGCGCUGGCACACACAGCAGCCACAGCAGUCCAGCCAGCGAGGCGGUUGCUGGCAAAGAUCAACUGGAGCAGCAGCAGCAGCAGCUGGACAAUAACAAGGCCGUCAUCACAGAUACGCCCGCCUCGCCAGCUUUAGUCGAGCAGGGCGACAUUGAUGCCAAGCCAGCGGUGAGCGUGCACGAUGAUGAGGAUGAAGUGGAAUCGCCAGUUGGAAAGGAAUCGCCCGCAGUCGCAGCAACAGCAACACCAGCAGCAGGUGCAGCAGCAACUAAUGCCACAGCAACUGGAGCCACAGAGCCGUGCCAUUUCAACGAGGUGGAGGAUAAGCUGGAGAAAAUGUUUGCCGGCAUUGAGGAUGAGCCGGCCGAGCAGCAAGCCGAUGAGCCGGCCAGAGCACCAAGAGCAGAUCUGACUGCACAAUUAGCUUUAGACAAGGAUAAGCUAUUAGCCAGCACUCCACCAGCGGCCAGCACACCAACACCAACCCCAGCAUCCACUCCUGCACCCACACCCGAGCUGCGACCCAUGGCGACAAAGGCAGCCAUGAAGUCCACAAUGCCCAGUCCCAUACACAGCCCCACGCCGCUGGGCGAGCCGCCAGCCAAGGAGCACGCCACAGCACAGUCGCCAGCCCCAGCUGCAGCUGCGACGCCGCCAAGCGCCAAAAUGCCGCCACGAACGCCGCCAACGCGUUGCUUGCCACCGCGACGACUCUCAAUGGGCAUGGAUCCAUCCCUGUUGCGCUUUACCAUUGAGGAGCCAAAGAAGAUGCCAGCGCGAAAGAAGACGGCGCCACCACCGCCUCCUCCGCCUGAAACGGAAAUCAUGCAGCUGGACAGUGAUGAUGAUAAGCCGAGCACCUCGGCAGCCGCAGCAGCUGCUCUGGCGGCACGCAAGCUAAGCGAGGCAGCUGCAGCCAAGGCUCUCGCGCCCAAGGCAAGCAACGGGAAUGCCAACGCCAACAACAAGAAAAAGAAAAAGAAUGCGCCCAAGGGCAAGAAGCCAACGGCCAAGAAUGGCGCCAAGGCCAACGCAGGGAAAAAGGGAAGCGUGCGCAAAAAUUUCAGCACCGACGAGGACAGCACUCCGGCGCCCAAUCGUGAGAGCAGCAACAGCAACAACAAUGGCGCUGCUGCGCCAGAUCUCAGGUUCAAGUCCCCAUUCAUACAGAUCAAGCCCGACGGCAGCAUUAGCAUUAAGAAUACGCACAAUGCCGAGGAUGUGAACGAGAAGCAGACGAAGAAGAAGCACACAAAGGCCCCGCACGAGCGCAAAAAUCUGCGCGGCAUGCACAGCUCGACGUUGAGCAAUCGCUACGAUGCAGACACCACCGACUCCAGUUGGAUUUGUGUGUUCUGCAAGUGCGGGCCCCACAAACUGGGGCUGGGCGAUCUCUUCGGUCCCUAUCUGGUUUCCAUAGACUGUGAGGAAUAUCGCACGGCGGUGCAGGUGCCGGCAGGUGUGCACGACAUCGACGGCUUGUUCGCGAGCAAGCGCAAGCGCUCGGACAUGGUCAAGCUGCAUGAGCGCAAUCUGCCCGUGGUGCCCGCAACGCUGGCGAACAUUAUGCAGGCGCCCAAGAUAACGAUGCACAAACGCAAGCGCAAGCAAACCCACGACAGCGUCUACUCCUGCAGCGAUGCUGAUCCAAAUGAAUCGCAGUGCUCGUCGCAGGAUCCGCUCGACUGCAGCCAUGAGGCCAAGUUCGUUGAGACGUUUCGCGGCAUGACGAAAACAUCGGAUCAUUGCUACGAGAUUUGGCUGCACGAGGACUGCGCCAUCUGGGCGAAUGACAUACAGCUGAUUGGCGCUCAUGUCAGUGGCCUCGAUGCAGCCGUCUGGGACAGCACACGGUAUCAGUGCGUGCACUGUGCACAGCCGGGCGCCAUUGUCUGCUGCUUUGAGCGCACCUGCAAGGCAGCGGCGCAUGUGCCGUGUGCCCGGCUAGCCGGUUGGAGUCUAUGCGAGGCGGAGCGCAAAGUCUAUUGCCAGCUGCAUGUGCCCGAGGGAGCAGCGAGAGAGAAGCUAGCCACGACAUUUCUGACGCCCAACAUGAGCAUGGGGGAGCAGGCGGCAGCGCCACCGCCCACACUGAACAUCAAUUCGCUUCCCUGAGUACGCGUGCGUGUGCAGAAAUGUCGUCUGGACGUCAAGCAUUGAGCGCACGUUAAGAGCUCGGAUACAGGACCUCCUCGGCCUAGCGGCGACAGCUGCCUGUUUUGUAUAUAAUCAAUAUAAUCUAAAUGGCUUAAAGCGCGAGACUGGAUUCAGGCAGCAACAGCUGCUGUUGCUGUUGCUGUUCCCCCUGCCGCUGCCGCUGCUGCUGUUGAUCUUUGCUGUUUCGGAAGUCAGGCAAUCGCUGCUGUUAAUCAUUUUUCCUGUUUUUAUGUGUUCGAUAAUCCCCAUGAAACUUAAAACUUGUGUAAAAAGAUUGCUGUACAUUUUACGUAGACGCUGUGGGCGACAGUUUUUAAUGCUAGUUUAUAGUUCAUAUACACACAUACACACACACAUAUAUAUUUUACUAUAUUUAGUUGUUUAUACGUAUUAUUUAAAUUAUUAUUAAUUCGAUUAUAUAUACAAUCAUAUAUAUAUAUACAUAUAGUACUUAGUAUUUGUACCUAUUUAGUUGUAAUUAUAUAUCCACAAUGCAAAUAGUUUACAUUGCCUCUUUUUACGUUUGACUACGAUGGUUCUUGUGCUGAGAUUCCUCACAUCACAAGUUGUUUAUAUAUAUGUUUUUCUGUCAUUAUUGGUUCGUUCUGAAAAUACUUUAUGCAUAUGCCAAUUGGUAAUUUAGUUCAAUUUUUCGUAUGUAUAAAACGAAUACUCCAUGCCAUACCGUUUAAUUAUAUUUAUAACGAGAAUAAUUAUACUUAUGAUAACGAUAAUGACUACGACGACGAUGAUGAUGAUGAUGAUGAUGAUGAUGAUGAUUAUUAUGAUAUAUGCAUUGUGCACAGCAUUAAUUAAGGUAAGCAUAUAACCACAAAUAGAAAAUGUUUGACACCCAUUAAA